This is a messenger RNA of Striga asiatica, 1074 nucleotides long. The record is from the annotation of a GenBank genome assembly. NCBI's taxonomy places the organism in Eukaryota, Viridiplantae, Streptophyta, Magnoliopsida, Lamiales, Orobanchaceae.
AUGGACAAUGUGGCAUGCGAGGAACUAUCGGUUGAAUUCUUUACCACAUUUGUACCACAAGACAAAGGCAAGUCAUCCACUUUUCGGAUGAAAGGGGAAGAAUACAAGGUUGAUAACAAGAUCAUGCAUGAGGUCUUUGGUUUCCGCACGACGGGGUCUCGCCAAGUACUCGGUGAUUUUGACGUACACAAGCAUUGGGCCGUUCUCUCUCCAUGCCACAAAUUCAAAGUAAAGGGCCCAUCAAAUGGGCUAAUAAAACAUGUGGCCAUUGCAGUGGUACAUAAAUUUCUGUGCUACAAUGUUUUUGGCAAGAAAGACUCCAACAAGGUUAGCGAGAAAGAAGUUUAUCUCUUGUCGGCAAUGUGUGCAAAGAAGCCCAUAUGCAUUACUGCAUUUGUUAAAGAGACACUCCGGGAAACGAGAAUCUUCGCCAAUCGCCCUUCGAGAUUGGCCAAUGUCGUCACCGCACUCGUUAAGCACUUCAAAGUUCAAAUUGAUGAAGUGCCGCUUCAACCGAAGAAGAUCGUGUUGUGGGAUUUGACGAAAGCCGAGCUCGCUUCAAACAGCACCACGAUCAUUGAUUACAAAUUUCGAUGUUGCUACAAGGCAUAUAUGGCAGAGCUGAAAAAAUCGUCCGAAGUAGGUAGUUCCUCUCAGCCACCACCUGAUACCGAGGACGAGGCAGAGGACGAUGAAACACAGACCAACCCGAUGGACUAUUUCCUCCCUCCACCAGUUGACGCGGGCGCUCCGGAUGCGCUAUCUCAACAAGACCCCGCUUGGUUCGAUAACUUCAUUGCGCAUAAUGAUAGGCGUUGGGAGGAGCACAACAAGAGGCUCGAUACCUUCAUUGAGCAUAAUGAUAGGCGUUGGGAGGAGCACAACAAGAGGAUCGAUGAACGUUGGACCCAAUGGGAGUCUCGGCAAUUUGAUCAGUGGAAACAAUGGGGCGACCAGUUCAAGCAAUGGGACGUUCGCUUGAGUUCAGGCCGCAGCCUACCCUACCCUCCACCUCAACCUCCACCUCCACCUCCACCUCCACCUCCAACAUCGGAUGCAACGGAUGCACAGUGA